Arabidopsis lyrata subsp. lyrata is the source of this 1528-nucleotide messenger RNA. RefSeq names its product F-box/kelch-repeat protein At3g08810. Lineage: Eukaryota; Viridiplantae; Streptophyta; Magnoliopsida; Brassicales; Brassicaceae. The transcript has 2 exons. The coding region runs from base 159 to 1355 and encodes 398 amino acids. Gene Ontology annotation, molecular function: protein binding. The record is from RefSeq and is a predicted model, not a curated record.
AAACAUGUAUGAUCAAAAUCUUGCAAAUAUAGUAACGGCCCAAAAAGCCCAACUAUUUUUACUAUAAAUAGUAACAUUGCCGCCGGAACACAAAUAUAUCCGCAAAUCCCUAAAUUAUUAUAUUCCCUGGUUGAUCAACGGCGAUUUCAUCCUCGUUAAUGUCUUACCCGGAAAGAAAGAGGAAGAAGACACGGUGGUCAACGCCGCAUUCGACUCCAAACCCGUCACUUCCCGAUGAUUUGCUAUUGAGCAUCUUCGCACGCGUCAUCUUCGCACGCGUGUCAAGAUUAUACUAUCCUACUCUCUCACUCGUAUCCAAGAGCUUUCGAUCUCUCCUAGCUUCACCAGAGCUUUACAAGGCCAGGUCACUCUCGGCAAACACCGAGAGUUGUCUCUAUGUAUGCUUACGGUGCUGUUCUGGUUAUCGCUGGUUCACCCUCUGCCGUAAACCUGAUCAAACCAUAACCAAUAAUAAGGAGAGGAAGUCAAGUGGUUAUGCUUUGGCUAGAGUCCCAAUUCCCGGUGGUUCUCCUAAUGUACGAUCUUCGAGUCUCGUGGCCGUUGGUUCUGAUAUCUACAACAUUUGCGGAUCCAUCAACAAAGCGUCCCCCUCCUCUAGCGUCUCGAUUCUGGAUUGCCGGUCUCACAAGUGGCGAGAGGCUCCAAGCUUGCCGGUGGAGCUAUGUUCAGUUUCUGCUAGCGUCCUUGAUCAAAAGAUAUAUGUAGCAGGAUGCUACAACCAAGUUCAAGGUAAUGGCUAUCCUGAUUCCCGGAAAAACUCCUUUGAGGUGUUAGACACAAAAACACAAAUUUGGGAGACUAAGCCCGUCCCUUGCUGCAGCGGGAGGAUAUACAAUUUUUUUAACUCCAAAAGCACUUGUAUUGAUGGAAAGUUCUACGUGGUGACUGAAGAUAGAGGAAGUGAGGUUGCUUACAAUUCCAAGGAAGGUAGAUGGGAUUCCAAGGAACUUGGGAUGGGUGGUUUUAUGUUUUCAGAUUCUUAUUGCGAGAUAGAUAACGUUUUGUACUCUUUAUCCGAUGGAGCGUUCAGAUGGUAUGACACUGAGGUAAGAGAGUGGAAAGAUUUGAAUGGUUUGUUUCAGCUGCCUAAGUUCUCUGCUAGUGCUUGUGUUAGAUUGGCUGAUUAUGGUGGAAAGAUGGCGGUCUUGUGGGACCAAUUGCCUUAUCAUUAUGGCUAUCAAAAGGAGAUUCAUUGUGCGGUGGUUGAAAGGCCCACAAGAUAUGAAAUGUGGGGGAAAAGUUGUGAAAUUUGGGGGAAAGUUGAGUGGUGUGAUCUUAUGCUUACAGUCCCUACAUCGUAUGUUCUUGUUAAGGUUCUUGCUGCUACGCUUUGAUGAAUGCGUCACAAAGCUUCAAGAGUGACUUUGUCUCUUGUUUCACUUCUAAUUAUCUGAUGUCACUUGUUACUUGUUAAGCUUAUUUUGUGACCAAAACGUUUUUGAAGCACGUUUUGUGUUGAAAUGUUGGAAGCUAAAGUGGUUGCAUAAGAGAUUUACCACUUCUCGUA